Aspergillus campestris IBT 28561 is the source of this 2859-nucleotide messenger RNA. RefSeq names its product protein slx4 (gene slx4). Bases 128 to 2653 code for a protein of 841 amino acids. The transcript has 2 exons. Gene Ontology annotation, cellular component: nucleus; Slx1-Slx4 complex. Gene Ontology annotation, molecular function: 5'-flap endonuclease activity. Gene Ontology annotation, biological process: DNA replication; DNA repair. The record is from RefSeq and is a predicted model, not a curated record. Lineage: Eukaryota; Fungi; Ascomycota; Eurotiomycetes; Eurotiales; Aspergillaceae.
AAGAAAUGUGUCGCCCACUAGCUGGGUAACCACAGCAUACGAUAUACGAGUCUCUUUCGCUUUACACGACCAGCGCUAUCGGUGGCCAAUUGUCGAACCACAUCAUGAUCGAUCGCGACCCGCCAACAUGAGCGCCGCCACCGACGUUAUCGUUGUCUCUUCUUCUCCAGAGCGCAUACCCUGUCACACACCAACUGGGCCUCCAGCAUAUGACCCCGAGCGCUUAUUUGGACUCUCUCCCCGAGAGUACUCUUCGCCUUCCGUACCGUCGCCAUCGGAGCUCUUCCGAGCCAAAUCGCAGUCCAGAUUUUUCAGCACCAAAAACCAGGCGGAUGGCGCGCGACCCGACGCAAACGAAAUUUCUCGAGAACCCACGAACGCCGGAGAAGCGAACAAAACCGGACGGGAAACGAAAUCGAAACUACUGGGGGUAGGGGAAAAGCGGAGGGGAAGGAAACCGAAGGUCGCUCGCGACGAACAGGAUGCGCCUGCUGAGUUAGAGUCAUCUGUUGCAGGGAAGAAUGCGAACACUUCGGAAGUGAACACCGGCACGAAAAAGAAGCGAUCUGUGGGCUCUAAAAAGCAAACCAAAUCGGCAAAUAAGACCCUCACUGGAAGAGUCGCGAAAUCUGGCAGUGUGGCUACGAUAGAACCUUUAAAGGCGGACUGCUGUCCAUCGACUCCAAAAUUCUCUUCAGAGCAGAAAGCCGCGGAGCAAACGGAUGAUUGGCAAAAUGAUGGAUUGCAGCUGGAACCGGCGAUGAAACGAAGGUUGGACUGGACGCCUGUCAAGAAUACGACAAAGAGCGUUUGCGAAACCGUUGUUGAGUUGGAAGAGGUGUCUCAUUCGGCCAAUGAUUCUGGUUUUGGAGGCCUAAUCUCUGGCUAUGGGUUCAAUGGGGUCUCGGAUACGUCUAGGGAUACCCCUAACGUGGCUGAAGAGGCCGGACCGACCAAGCGGCGCCGGAUAGAGCUUGUAGAUUCAAGAUGUCAUCCUACGGCACUUCACGCAUCGAACACUACCUCUGAUAAUACACCUACCGAGAGUGAAACACAAUUUUCGAAGACGCAGAAACCCGAAAGGAAACGCAAAACAAAACCCAAGAAGAUCACUACGCUCACAGGCCGUGUCACAGCACUGUAUAAUAAUAGUGUUGCCGAAUCUACCGACUCCGCAUCCCAAGCAACACUAGAUUCCGGGGAGGGCGCAGUGGCAACGAAACAGAAUAGGGCCAAGUCUAAACGAAAGGGGAAAGCGACUUCGCAACCCCAGGAACCUCAAUUCACUGUUCUCUCUCCGGAGGCGGCUGCAAAGUCUAUCGAGGACCAGGAUCUUGUCUUUGGUACCUGCAGUCAAUUGGAGAGGGAAGAGUCGCCAGAGACGCUACGGGAGAUGCAGGCUGCAAUUUACGAGUCGGAGAGGAGUAUGGCUACAGAUCCUUUACCGCAAGGGUCGAGACCUGGUUUAUCAUCUAACACGAUUACUCGAUUCAACAACACAAAAAGCCUGUGGUCUAUCGCAGCUAGGGACAGUGAAGGAUCACUUGUUCAAGCAGAAGUUUUGGACAUGGUGGAUAUGUCUGCUCUUUCGAAGAGCUCGAGAGAGAGCAACGAGGACAAAUGUCCUGAGAAGAGCAUUAGCAACGAACAAAUAAACGACAACAGCAAACAGCACGCUGUAAUCGAGCUAGAGACCGACAAACAAGUCCCGGUCGUAGACGCUGCUUCAUCUACUGCGCCAACAACUAUAUUACCCCAAGAACCACAGAUCUCGCAAGACAAACCACAAACACCUCAACUCCCCGAAACAAACCCUCCAAUGCCGCAGUUCAACGCUUUUACAGAUGCCGAACUCUCAAAGCAAAUCACCUCCUACGGCUUCAAGCCGCUCAAAAGCCGCAAGAAAAUGGUAGAGCUACUCCAGAAAUGCUGGGAGUCCAAGCGAGGCCCUCACUCCAAUGCCGAUGAUAAACAGCCGAAUCCUCCAGCUUCACAAACUUCCUCAUCCCAGCAACAUGCGCCUGAGAAACGACAGCGGAAGACCAACACGACCAAAAAGACGAGCACCACAUCCAAGGCAAAGUUUCAACCGCGUACCUCGGCCAAGUCAGCAGCAGUCAAUGCUCAGUCUCAAGCCUCAGACCCAAAGGAUAACAACCAGCCACCUAGCGUGCGCGCGUCAACCCCGGAAACAGUCCCACCAAGACGAUCGUUUAUCGACGUAGAAGAAAUCGAAGACUCCGAAGACGAAGUCAUCCCUUCCCCCCACCGUUUACAAGGCCGGUAUACAACCAACCCCACCGAAAAAAAGCAACAACAAUCUUUACCCAUCACACCCCUCCCAAUCAGCCCCUCAAAAGCCCACGCCACCUCAUCCAAGACAGAAGCAGUUCCCCCAGAACUGUCCAGUCAAAUCACAGCAGCAGUGCGCGCCCAAACCAGGACCCCAAGCCACAACGGACGUCUCACCUGGCACGAGAAGAUCCUCAUGUACGAUCCGCUCAUCCUGGAGGACUUCACAGCCUGGCUCAACACAGAAGGAUUGGGGCUUGUCCAUGAAGACCGCGAGGUCGGGGCCGGGUUCGUGAGAACCUGGUGCGAGAGUAAGGGGAUCUGCUGCUGUUAUCGGCGGUUAGGUAGUGGGGGGAGAUGAGUGGGUGGGAAAGGAGGUCAGUGCUGGUUGUUGAUCUCGCGUCCUGUGUUUAUAAUCGGUUUGGAUUUGGGUUUGGGUUUGGGUUUGGAUUGUGAUUAUCUUGUAUUGCUGUUGGUGUUGGUGUUUCGAAGAUCAGAGGGAUUGGAGUUGGUAGUGUUAGGUUUGUAUAAUAGAUAUUGAGAUACCCAUAUUUGUAUAAGUACGAG